Molecule: messenger RNA, 1405 nt
Organism: Daphnia magna
Lineage: Eukaryota; Metazoa; Arthropoda; Branchiopoda; Diplostraca; Daphniidae
Product: peptidyl-prolyl cis-trans isomerase E
Biological process (GO): protein folding; protein peptidyl-prolyl isomerization
Cellular component (GO): intracellular membrane-bounded organelle
Molecular function (GO): peptidyl-prolyl cis-trans isomerase activity; RNA binding
Source: RefSeq, a predicted model, not a curated record
AUGGCAGUAGAUACAUGUUUACAGGCCUUAACCAUUAAGUAGGCCUUGCUUUGCCAUAGGCUUCGUCUAGGCGUGCGCGACCAUGUUGGACCAACCUGGUUGAUUUUGAAUCGGAUAUUGACGCAAGGUGUUAUUGUGUCGUCUUAUUCACUAGUCCCAUUACCUCAUUACGAAUUCUCGUGUUUUCAAUUUAGUUACUUUUGUGUUUAAAACAUGACAGCUAAUAAUGCAAAACGAAAUAUUUAUGUUGGCGGUCUUCCAGAUGAAGCUGACGAAUCAGUGGUUAGAGCUGCCUUUAUCCCUUUCGGAGAAAUUGUUAAUAUAGAAAUUCCUCCUGAUUAUGAGAACCAUGAAAAACACCGUGGUUUCUCUUUUAUUGAGUAUGAACUUGCUGAAGAUGCUGCUGCUGCAAUUGAUAACAUGAAUGAUUCUGAACUGUUUGGAAAAACUAUCACUGUUAACAUUGCUAGACCUCGUAAAAUAAAAGAAGGAUAUUCUAGACCAGUCUGGUCUGAAGAUUCCUGGUUGCAAAAAUAUGCAGGAAAAACAGAGGAAAACAAAAGUGCAUUAGAAGAAAGCAACAAAGAAAUUACCAAUGGAACAGCCUCUGUUGCUGAUGGAGAAAAUAAGCAAGAAGUUCUGAAAAAGCCCCGUGGUAACCCUCAAGUGUAUAUGGAUCUUAAAGCAGGAAAAACAAAUUUGGGAAGAAUAAUUAUCCUUUUACGGGCUGAUGUUGCCCCUAAAACUGUGGAAAAUUUCAAGGCUCUCUGCACCCAUGAAAAAGGUUAUGGUUUUAUGAACUCAAGCUUUCAUCGAGUUAUUCCAGGAUUUAUGGCUCAAGGCGGUGAUUUUACGAAUGGUGAUGGCACAGGGGGCCGCUCGAUUUUCGGUGGCAAUGGGAAAUUCGAAGACGAAAAUUUUGUGCUCAAACAUACCGGCCCAGGUGUACUGUCAAUGGCAAAUUCAGGACCAAAUUCAAAUGGAUCACAGUUUUUUACAUUUGACAAAACCGAAUGGUUGGAUAACAAGCACGUUGUGUUUGGUCAGCUACUUGCCGGUCUAGAUGUUUUGCGUAAGAUGGAGAAAUAUGGUACAAAGUCCGGAAAACCAACUGAAAAAAUCAUAAUCUCUGCUUGUGGUGAACUGUUGUAGUGUGAAAUUAGAUACACCUUUUUUUUUUUCUUAUUCAUUUAUUACUAUUUUUUUUUUAGUUAUUUUUAUUUCAUUUAUUAUUUUUAUUUCUUUUUUCUUUAACUGCGUUUAUCACUGUCAUAUUUAAUGGAUACUGCUUGUGAACGUAGUAAAAAAAAAAGAACUAAGGCAUCGAUUGGACUAAUGUAUAUUCCAACCCCCCUUUCCCCCCUUCAAAGAAAAACGAGACAAACAAAAUAGAAAACAAAAAACA